CAGCCCGCAGUGAGGAAGAGAAGUGGGCGAGGCCUCACUGGCACAACAGCGCCACUUUUGAGCGGUCCGUCAACAACAACACACCGCAGAAGUUGUCAGACAGUUGUCAAGGAAAACGGAAACAACACUACGACGAUAAAUCCCUCAGUUAUAUGUGGAAGGUCAAAGAUGGUUCAAGACAGCGCUCACAUUAGGCAGCGGGGUGCCCAGGACUUCAUGGCAUACUAUGACUUUGCCUGUGCCAGGCAGGAAUCGGUCCCUCUCCCCGCUGUUAAGAUGAACCUGGACAAAGGGAUGUUGGACUUUAAUGGUGACAGGGUCAAACUCACAGACUGGCCACCCAUUCUCAACUCUAUCUGCAUCAACAAACAUCUGCACCACAUUGCAAUAAGUAGCACAUACCAAGCUAGUCUGGGAUCUGGAGACGCGGAUAGAAGGUACUAUAAGUCUAGCCUCAGGAAGAAGAUCCCAGCCAUUCGCUCUAAGGACAUGACAUUUAAGUUGUGCAAGGCCCUCAGAGAGUGUCUGACUGUCUCUCCCAAGCUCAAGACUCUGCAGCUUAAUGGACUUCCACUGAGAGAGAGGGACCUCAUCACCUUGACCAAGGGUUUGUCAAAAAGUGUUUCAUUGGAAAACCUAUCUUUGGCCAACUGUCCAGUCUCUGAUGAGGGCUUAGAGGUCAUUUGCCAAAGUGUAAAGUAUUCUACAAGCAUCAGGACGGUAGAUUUUACAGGCUGCAAUCUCACCUGGAGAGGGGCAGAGCACAUGGCCAACAUCAUCAAGCAUCAGGGAAUGCAGAGGCAUGGUACCGCAUGGGCAGAGUCACUGAGGUAUCGACACCCGCAGUUUGAGGGAAUGGGAGGUCUCCGCCGUGUCACCCUUAACUGUAACACUUUGAUUGGGGACCGGGGUGCUGCUGCUCUUGCACACGAACUGGUGGAGGACCUCUGGGUUAAAGCUGUGGACCUACAGAGGUGCGGUCUGUCCAGUGAUGGAGCACGUCGCUUGCUGGAAGCCUUAAAAACUAAUUCUACUCUCUGUGUGCUGGACAUUCGUAGUAACCCUCUGGUUGACAAGGUCCUCAUCAAAACUGUAAUAGAGAAAGUGCUGAUGAAUUCUGAUGGACAGUCACCAGAGUACUGCUGGAUCAAGCCUGCAGCCACAGAGCCACAAAGAGUUCCGGGCCCAAAGAGGAGAGCACUGCCCGGUACAGUCAGAGGAAAAGCUGCAUUCAGGAUAGGCAUGUCCACUCGUAAAGGGUCAUCUGGAGGGCAGGGCUCAGGUGCUGCUCAGACACAGAAGUCCUAUUCACGUUCCUGUUACGUGCCUUGGCGUGCUGCUGCACGAGCUGGACGCCAGAGAGGUAUGCCUCCUGGAGUCCGUGUGAUAGAUCAGAGCUUUCAGGGUGCAGCUACUGUAAAGAUUACUGUGGAGUCAGAUACAGAUGAAGAGGAGGGUGAGGAAGAGGAAGAAGUGGUGGUGGAAGUGGAGCAGAGACCAUCUUCUCUUAGACUUCAAGAGAGGAUCACUGGACGGCAGUUUGAACAUCUGCAGAUGGAGCUAAAAGAGUGUCGUCUGAGGCUGGCAGAAGAGCGCAGAGCCAGACUGAAAGCUGAGUCAAGGCUCAUCGAGUAUGAGCUGGAGAAUGCCCGUCUGCGUAACACCAACCUGUCCCUGUCAGAGGCACUUGCAGCCACUGGCUCUGCAUCAGCACCACCUGCUAUCAGUGCUCUUGAAGAUGAAGCAGUACUAGAGAGCAUCGAGAGCUCAUUUACCAAGUUUCAUUCUUUCCUGGAUCUCCUUAAGGAUGCUGGCUUAGGUCAGCUCGCUUCAAUGGCUGGAAUUGACAAGUCAGAUUUCCAGCCUCUGGGACGACCUCAGCUCUCCUCUACAAUAGGGCCACGUUUGGACGGUGCAGCAUCACAGACUAGAGAGCAGUAUCAGGAUGUUUGGGCAAAGACUGAUGCUUUGUCUGUGGUAACGGGAGGCAGCGUCCUGCCUGCUCCCCCUGGUAGACUGGCAAACACCACCACUCCUCCAUCCUCUGUCAGGGAGUUUUUGCGUGAGGACAGGAUGCUAGAUGUGACCUUCAAUCAGGAUUCUGGACCUGCAGUAGCCCCUUGUUUAGGUGGAGAGGGUGAACCAGAUAAAUAUUCAAUGCCUGUUACCCAGCAUGACUCCGGUUCAGAGCACAGUUUCUGUAGCCAGAAAUCCUUUGAUAAGGUGUACUUUGGCAAAACUUUUCAGACACAACCAAGCCACCCCAACAGCAACAGCAACUCUCACAGAAGCAACGGUUCCUAUGGAUACAGCUUCAACAACAGCUCUGCUAACAGUCAUGCUUCCCAUAGCAAUGGGUCUCAUGGUGAAUCGUCCGGAAGAUCAAGUGUUAGUGAGCAAGGUAGAGUCAAAGAACAGGAGAAAAGGGGAAGGAAGUGACAGUAGGUUAGUCAGGGUCAGGCUAUCCUGGGAUGGAGACUCUGGAAAGGAUCAGGUCUCUGGAAGUGAAACCAGAGAACGAAUCCUUCUAACCAGCUGACCAGAGUUACAUAAAAAGCUCUGUCUCUCUGUGUCUGGAUUUAAGACCAAAAUUCUUUUAUCUUCAGUUUUAGCAUUAAAAGUCAGUUAAACAUAUUAUUGCAUUUAAGGAGAGGUAGAGUGACGUCCUAUGAAAUUUAAAAUUGAGUUACUAAUGGAGAUGAAGGUGUCAAAAAAUGCAAUGCAAUGUAUAUUUUUGUAUUUACAUUUUAUCCUGUUUUUGCAAAUGCAUUUUGCACCGGUGGUCAUGUACAGUAAACAGUUUCAUUUAGUAAAGUGUGGUAGUAAAUAUUUGGGUUUCCAACCAAACACCACCUCAAUCAAGUCUAAAUUUAAAUCGACAGAUCAAGUUCCUCCUCAUGUGUUCCUGUUUCAAGUGAGAACUUCAAAGCCUUUUCACAUGAGUGUUAACUAAAGAAAAAUGUCUGUUUCUCGUUUACUAAUCCUCUUGUUUUGGCUGUUUUACACACAAUAUUUUUUUUUAUUUUUAGAAGUAAGAGCUGAAGAACUGAUGUUGCCUUUUGCUGUUGUCUGUGUUAGGAUAGACUGCACUGCUCUUAGAUUUCUGUUUUUAAUAAACAGCAGUUUCAAGUUGU
Molecule: messenger RNA, 3134 nt
Organism: Larimichthys crocea (large yellow croaker)
Lineage: Eukaryota; Metazoa; Chordata; Actinopteri; Sciaenidae
Gene: cep78
Product: centrosomal protein 78
Exons: 16
Coding region: 169-2439 (756 amino acids)
Biological process (GO): cilium organization
Cellular component (GO): centrosome; ciliary basal body
Molecular function (GO): protein binding
Source: RefSeq, a predicted model, not a curated record